This is a messenger RNA of Dacryopinax primogenitus, 827 nucleotides long. RefSeq names its product acyl-CoA N-acyltransferase. Bases 1 to 771 code for a protein of 256 amino acids. The transcript has 2 exons. Lineage: Eukaryota; Fungi; Basidiomycota; Dacrymycetes; Dacrymycetales; Dacrymycetaceae. Gene Ontology annotation, molecular function: protein-N-terminal-alanine acetyltransferase activity; protein N-terminal-serine acetyltransferase activity. The record is from RefSeq and is a predicted model, not a curated record.
AUGGACAAGGUAGUCAACAACUACGCUCCUGCACGACCAAAUGUCAAGACGAUGGAGGAGCUCCUCAACGAGGUGCACGACGUUAACUUUGUGUUCCCGCUCAAGGAGUUAGACAGCGGUAAAGUCCGACUUGUACCCUUUAUUCCUUCAGUACACAUGCCCCUCCUCGUCACCCGCCCCGCCGCCCAUCCGGAACUCUUCCAUCACACCGCCUACGGCCCCCUAGACGACCUCCCAUCCUCUCUCCAAAUGUACGAGGUCUUCAUCCGCUCGAACCCCGGCGGUAUCUGGUACGCCGUGCUUGACCUGACUCGGGAGGAUCUAGACAAGCCAGAGUUGGGCGGAGCAUUUGCGGGGACGAUCGGUUUGUGGGAAGCGAGUAGAGAGCAAAAUCAAGCCGAGCUGGCGUGUGUUGUCUAUCUACCGGAGUUUCAGAAAACUCAUGUGGGGACCCACUCGGCGGGUUUGUUACUUCACUGGCUCUUAGAUUCCCCGACACAAGGAGGGCUGGGAUUAAGGCGUGUGCAAUGGCGCGCAAACGAACUCAAUGCGAAAAGUAUCCAAGCUGCAGAACGGUUGGGGUUCAAGAGAGAGGGAACGCUCAGAUGGCAUAUGGUGCUUUCGGAGGGGAAGGAGGGCCUUGACCCGCCUACGGAGCCCGAUGGACUCACAGGACCUGGGAGGCAUUCGGCGUUGUUGAGUCUCUGUUGGGAGGAUUGGCAAGAAGGAGGAAGGGAGAGGAUUGAGAUGUUAAUGAAUCGCGCCGGAUAAUUGAAGUUGUUGAUGAAUGUAUCGCUUUCAAGUUACCUCGAAGAUCGAAUUCAAGU